AUGGACAGCGAUUUAUUGAGUUCGAUAGAUCAGUUGAAGAAGAAACGUUUGUUGGGAAAUAGAGGACUGAACACUUGUAUUCAUUCUGAUUAUCUACCUUCAUCACCAUUGACAGUUCUUGAAUGCAAAAGGGAAAUUAGGAAUAUUUCAAAACGUAUCUUGGUCGUGCAGAACUUCUCGCUGGCUGGCAGGGAAGACACUGCUUCUGCCUACAAGAAUGAAGAAGACAUCGGAAAAAGCUUGAAAACAUUGUUACCAAAAUAUGGUCUUAAGAGAUCUGACAUAUUCAUAACUAGCAAGCUUGACACUGCUUCUGCCUACAAGAAUGAAGAAGACAUCGGAAAAAGCUUGAAAACAUUGUUACGAAAAUAUGGUCUUAAAAGAUCUGACAUAUUCAUAACUAGCAAGCUUGACACUGCUUCUGCCUACAAGAAUGAAGAAGACAUCGGAAAAAGCUUGAAAACAUUGUUACCAAAAUAUGGUCUUAAAAGAUCUGACAUAUUCAUAACUAGCAAGCUUGACACUGCUUCUGCCUACAAGAAUGAAGAAGACAUCGGAAAAAGCUUGAAAACAUUGUUACCAAAAUAUGGUCUUAAAAGAUCUGACAUAUUCAUAACUAGCAAGCUUGACACUGCUUCUGCCUACAAGAAUGAAGAAGACAUCGGAAAAAGCUUGAAAACAUUGUUACCAAAAUAUGGUCUUAAAAGAUCUGACAUAUUCAUAACUAGCAAGCUUGACACUGCUUCUGCCUACAAGAAUGAAGAAGACAUCGGAAAAAGCUUGAAAACAUUGUUACCAAAAUAUGGUCUUAAAAGAUCUGACAUAUUCAUAACUAGCAAGCUUGACACUGCUUCUGCCUACAAGAAUGAAGAAGACAUCGGAAAAAGCUUGAAAACAUUGUUACCAAAAUAUGGUCUUAAAAGAUCUGACAUAUUCAUAACUAGCAAGCUUGACACUGCUUCUGCCUACAAGAAUGAAGAAGACAUCGGAAAAAGCUUGAAAACAUUGUUACCAAAAUAUGGUCUUAAAAGAUCUGACAUAUUCAUAACUAGCAAGCUUGACACUGCUUCUGCCUACAAGAAUGAAGAAGACAUCGGAAAAAGCUUGAAAACAUUGUUACAAAAUAUGGUCUUAAAAGAUCUGACAUAUUCAUAACUAGCAAGCUUGACACUGCUUCUGCCUACAAGAAUGAAGAAGACAUCGGAAAAAGCUUGAAAACAUUGUUACCAAAAUAUGGUCUUAAAAGAUCUGACAUAUUCAUAACUAGCAAGCUUGACACUGCUUCUGCCUACAAGAAUGAAGAAGACAUCGGAAAAAGCUUGAAAACAUUGUUACCAAAAUAUGGUCUUAAAAGAUCUGACAUAUUCAUAACUAGCAAGCUUGACACUGCUUCUGCCUACAAGAAUGAAGAAGACAUCGGAAAAAGCUUGAAAACAUUGUUACGAAAAUAUGGUCUUAAAAGAUCUGACAUAUUCAUAACUAGCAAGCUUGACACUGCUUCUGCCUACAAGAAUGAAGAAGACAUCGGAAAAAGCUUGAAAACAUUGUUACCAAUCCAUUAAUUGGAAAGAAAUGCUUUCGUACAAGCUCUAUCCAGGUUCACUUUACUUACUGCGACCAGUGGAACGCAUAUUCAUGAAAUGAAAACGAAGAACAUGGAGACGAUCAAGACACUUCUUACCAUCGCUCAAACGGAUGGUAAUUACAUCAGGAAGUCUUGGCUCGAGAUACUGAAAUGCAUUUCCCAACUUGAAUUGGCUCAACUUAUCGGUACUGGUGUGAAAACGCGAUACCUUCACACGGCGUCCAGCGGUGUUACUAAUUCACCCACAGCAUUCAUCGCAAACAACAAGACAUCUUAUGAUAUAACCUCAGGUCGGAUGCCUGUUACCGCUGACUCGAAAAAAAAGCGGCUGGCUCACAGGAAGCCAUUUGGGAGACCGCUGCACAAAGUGUUGUCGUUGCAGUUGACAGAGUUUUCACGGGAUCAGUGAAACUGGAUGGUGAUGCUAUCGUCUAUUUCGUGGAAUGUUUACGUCAAGUCUCGGAAGUUCAGCUUUCCAAUCCUACAAUGAUACGUAUGUUUAGUCUGCAGAAGAUCGUAGAGAUUGCUUAUUACAAUAUUGUUCGUAUUCGGCUGCAAUGGUCACGAAUAUGGGCUGUGUUGGGAGAUCAUUAUAACAAGAUAAUUCAUGUGUCAUUUUAAUGUGGUUGUAACUCUAAUAAAGAAGUUGCGUUCUUCUUUGCGACAAUUAUCCAUGAAGUUCUUGGAAAAGGGGGAAUUGCCAAAUUUCCGAUUUCAAAAGGAUUUUCUCCGACCCUUCGAACACAUAAUGAAGAAAAACAGACUUUGUAGAUUCUUUUCCAAGUUAUAAUUUUACGACGAAUUUUACAAAGGACGUCUUUCGAUCAAUCGCUCUGUCUUGUCUCUUAUAAUUGGAAGGAUUUGAUUAAAAUUCUUUCUUCGAUAUCUUUAUGAACUUGGCAACAAGGACUGCAAUUUUCAGUCUACGAUUUGCUUGAAUCAACAACUGGAUUUUUCACAUUUUCGUUCUUCCACAAUUCGAGAUAUGGUCGUACGAUGUGUCACACAAAUGGUUCAUUUGCAAGCCACAAACAUCAAAUCUGGUUGGAAAAAUGUUUUCUCCGUUUUUCAUUUGGCUACGUCCGAUCAUGAUGAAGGAAUCGUGGAACUCGCUUUUCAAACAACAGCCACGAUUUUUGAGAAAUAUUUCUCCGCGACCAUCGACUCUUUCCAAGAUGCCGUCAAGUGUCUCUCGGAAUUCGCAUGCAACGCAAGUUUCCCGGACACGAAUAUUUAAAGACUACGGAGUAGAGAAUGCUGGGAUAUCAGAGCAGGACAGAAUCUGUGUGAAAGGCUGGUUUCCAGUCCUUUGAGCUUUCGUGUAUCAUCAACCGAUGUAAACUAGAUGUCAGAACAAGAGGCCUAACCGUGAUGUUUGAAAUCAUGAAAACAUACGGGAACACGUUUCUCCAACAUUGGUGGCGUGAUGUGCUUAAAGUCUUGUUUCGAAUUUUCGACAACAUGAAACUACCAGACAGACAGAUAGAUUGGCAGGAGCUUAAGCAGAAUCAUAAUCUGUUGUUCCGGUUUUGCGUGGAAAUAGUUACAAAAGACAUCACACCUCUCUUUUUUCUUGCUAUUUUCUGUUCAAGGCAAGUUGAAAUAUUUUCUUAUUCGCGCUUUUUGUCUUGGAGGAAAUGUUUGAUGGCUCAUAUCCACUAAAAGAGACCUAAUGAAUGUUGUUCAUAGAUUAAAUACCUAAAAACUUCAGAAGUGUAGCGUAUAUUUAAGGAAUACAAUUGUACAAUAAUUUAUUUGAAUAAAAUUUGUUAUCUUCAACAUAAA
This is a messenger RNA of Xenia sp. Carnegie-2017, 3370 nucleotides long. RefSeq lists its product as uncharacterized. Lineage: Eukaryota; Metazoa; Cnidaria; Anthozoa; Malacalcyonacea; Xeniidae. The transcript has 27 exons. The coding region runs from base 1 to 1155 and encodes 384 amino acids. The record is from RefSeq and is a predicted model, not a curated record. Gene Ontology annotation, cellular component: cytosol. Gene Ontology annotation, molecular function: aldose reductase (NADPH) activity.